This is a messenger RNA of Nilaparvata lugens (brown planthopper), 1871 nucleotides long. RefSeq lists its product as uncharacterized. The coding region runs from base 210 to 914 and encodes 234 amino acids. The record is from RefSeq and is a predicted model, not a curated record. The transcript has 2 exons. NCBI's taxonomy places the organism in Eukaryota, Metazoa, Arthropoda, Insecta, Hemiptera, Delphacidae.
CGUCUAUAGAAGGCAUUGACAAGACAGAGGUUCGGCAACGUUAUCCUCCCAUCUUCCUCCACUGUUAUUAUAACAGUCACCUCACUUCUAUACCUGUAGCCUAUUUGUAUUUUUUUAAUUUGUGCCCACUGAUCCCAAAUGGGAACAAGUCAUUAUUAUUGUUGUAGCUCCAAUAAUACUGAUAAAAAGGGAAAUUUUACGAAUCAAAUAUGUUAUGUUGGCAUCACUGGGGACAUCCACCAUCAAUGUCCACCAUUUUCCAGCAUUGUUGUAUCAGGCCGUCAGUAUGUGAGUACAAGCACAUUGAAGGUUAUACGUUUUGCUGCGUCAUGUCAUCAAAUGAAAGGCUCUCAUUAUUCAAAAUUGAGGAGAUUUUGGCCCAAGAUGAUGAUAUUCUGGAUGCACUUAUUACACUUAUCCCUCCCGAGGAUAUUCUCUCAGAAGGUGACAGUGGUGAAGAAGAUGAAGUAGAUAUUGACCACUUGUCAAAGAAGCAACUUCUAUCCCAUGCUGAAGCUUCCAUGAGGAGAGUCACAGAGGACGGUAUUAGAACUGAGAUCAUCUCUUCUGAACAACAACCUGCUGUAGAAGCUGUAACCUCCCCAAAAUUACAGGCUGAUCCAUCUCAAAACUUUCGGGCUGGACCUUCUCGGAAUCCCCGGGCUGGACCUUCUGUAAGGAUUCAUCACAGUCAACAGGUAAAACAGCUAGUACUUCACAGAAGACAUAGAAAAUCUAUCAUUGGGUCGAGAAGGAUAUCAAAGCUAUUCAAGAGAAAUAGUUUCAAUUGCCAAGGUGGUUACAAGAGUCAGAUGGUGAACCAGUUGAUUUGUUUGAACUCUUUUAUGAUGAUGAAGUUGUACAUCAUAUUUGUGACUUCAUUAAUCUUUAUGCUCUUUAAAACGGUGAGGUAAAUUUGAAUUUUGGUCCUGAAGAGUGUAGAGUUUAUCUUGCAAUUUUAUUAGUAAGUGGUUAUUGUCAGGUAUCAAGGAGGCGUAUGUAUUGGGAGCAAAGUCCUGAUGCCCAUAACAGUGCCAUUAGUGGGGCCAUGUCAAGGAAUAGAUUUUCACAAAUAAGACAUUAUCUCCAUAUAUGUGAUAACAAUAACUUGGAUAAGAAUGAUCGUUUUUCCAAAAUUUCUCCCUUGUGGAAAAUGUUGAAUGAGAGGUGGCUCAAAUAUUUCAUUGGUGAAACAAAUUUAUGUGUCGAUGAAUCAAUGAUUCAUUUUUUGGGGAGGCAUGGGGCUAAACAGCACAUGCAUGGUAAACCGAUACGGUUUGGUUAUAAGUGCUGGAGCCUCUGCACUCGGUUGGGCUAUUUCAUACAAGGUAACCUCUACCAGGGUGCAAAAACUAGAAAUACAAUCCCAGAGCUUGGUGUUGGAGGAUCAGUUGUCAUGAGUUUGAUAGAUAAACUUCCUGUAAAAAACUACAAUUCAUUCUUUGACCAUUUUUUUAGUAGUAUAAAACUUGUGGAGGCUUUGAAAGAUAAAGGGGUGAACAGUACUGACACAAUAAGGUCAAAUAGAGUAGAGAGGGCUCCAAUAAUUGAUGCAAAAAUAUUACGUAAAAAAGUAGAGGAUCAAUGCAUCAGUUGACAGAUGAAAGUUCUGGAAUAACAUUAGUCCAAUAGGUACCAUGACAAUAAUAAUUAUAGUGAAUUUCAUCUCUUCCCAAGCAGGUAUUGAACCAAAUGGGAAAGUCAAGCGCUAUAGCCAGGCAUUGAAAAAAAUCAUUAUUUCCAUCGAUCAACCUUCUUGUUUGUGACUUAUAUAAUACUUACAUGGGUGUGGUUGAUAGAUGGGAUGAGAACAUUUCUAAUAUGAGGAUCAACAUUAGAGGUAAUAAAUGGUACUGGCAGCUUUUGAGUUU